GAAAGCGAUGGAGAUGGUAGCGUCGUCUGGAGGUGUAUGCACUGCAGGGGUCUGGUGAGGAAGAACGUUAGUGCAAUGGGAGGUUAUGAACGGACGUAUGUGGUUCGAAUAUUGAAGAUACUCACUGUGAAACCCGUCUGCUCUCCAGAUCCGGAACUAGGCGCAUCUCGGUGUGGGGAAUCGGAAUUCGUCGAACCGCUACUUUGGUUGGGUGAAGGAUAUGGCCACAAGCUAGAUGUGUCCAUGGUAUGACGCUGUGGAUAGAUAGAAUAUAAAUGUCCGAAACAACUCGCGCGUGAUUAUUUCCCCCCGUGUGAUCUCAACACGUUGCCUGCGUUAGGGCCAGGAGGCGGAGGGAGCCGCGGCGGCACCCAAGCGGAUGUGGGAUCGUGUCCGUUAAAAAUAUGGACACCUGGCGCUUGGAAAGACUUCGUCAAGCUUCUCCGGCCAAUGGGAUUGAACCACGGUAUGUUUCGUGGUUCGCCGUAAUCCAGCGCUGUCCUGCUAAAUCUUUGGGACUCCUCAAUUCCAUAAGCAGUGUUAUGGAUUCAGGACCGCCUCCCGCUCACGAGACGUCAAUACAGCGCUGUACGCUACGUGUCUGAUAAGUGAUCGCAACGGGAAAUCUGGCAAAUGGGCCUCUGGUCAGAACGCGCUACUCGGGAUGCCGGAUGAGCAAUUAUGUUUCGCCAAUGAUGCUGGCGAAGUAAGCUUAUUGGACCAAGCCUCCCGUCUAUCACAGAAGGAAAGACGUAUAGCUGGCGCAGUCCUCGUCACAAGCUCAUCCUUCCAAUGCUGUGCUUGCAUUGCAUUCCGCUGAGGCGGGCGCGGGACUGACCGAUGAAUGGUUGACCUACCGUCGUGUGAGUUGAGGUUGAGGCCUAGAGUUU
Dichomitus squalens LYAD-421 SS1 is the source of this 890-nucleotide messenger RNA. RefSeq lists its product as uncharacterized. NCBI's taxonomy places the organism in Eukaryota, Fungi, Basidiomycota, Agaricomycetes, Polyporales, Polyporaceae. The record is from RefSeq and is a predicted model, not a curated record. The transcript has a single exon. Bases 37 to 252 code for a protein of 71 amino acids.